UAUUUUUAAAUAAUACAAUUUUAUACAUACUUGAUCGAUAUUAACAUUGCAGACUUGAUAGAUAAUUAAUAUUGCAGCCCUACAAAUUUAUGCAAGGACAAUCCUUAUUUAAGGCCCAAUUUGUUUUUCAUCCAAUGACCCAAUUGAUUUAUCAUAUACUAAAUAGCAUGUAGGAAUUGCAGUCGCACUCACAUGUUUAUUCCUCUUUUUUAUUUUUUUCGGGGGCCUUCACAAUCCAAUACUCCAAGCCAAGCUUUUGGUAUUCUCCCCAUUCACCCAACUUCCCUACCGACCCGCUAUCCCUUACGUACUCCUCAAACUCACACAGAGAAUCCCAACCACAUCCCCCCCCACAUAAACAUCAAACAGUUAUCUUCCUCGUUCUAUUUUGUUCCAAAAAUAAAUCACAUUUCAAACCACCACCUUAACUGCCAUAACUCAAUUGGCCUUCCUCCAUAGUUCUUUGCAAUGGAGUCUGUUGCCUCCAGCUCCUCUCCACCAAACCACCACCACCCCCAACGGCCACGGACACGGUUCAAGCCCACCCAGCCCUUCGCGGACCGGAUAGUCCGCGCCCUCCACCACGACCUCCGCCUCCUCCACCGCCGCGAAUCCACUUUCUUCAUCCUGGGCGCCACGGGGAACGUGUACACCGUGGCCUUAUGCGCCACCCCUUCAUGCACGUGCCCAGACCGCACAACCCCAUGCAAGCACAUACUCUUCGUGUUCCUCCGAGUGCUCGGCCUUCCCCUCGACGACACGUGUCUUAGGAGGAGGACGCUCCGGCCGUGCCAGGUUAGCCGCCUGUUGGGGCUGCCGACGCUGCCCGAAUCACUGGCUGGUGUAAGUGUUCGACAGAGGUUUCAUCAGCUGUUUUUCAACCAGGGCUCGUCAGCUUCAUCCUCAAGAACAAGGCCAAGGGAUGUGGAGAUUGAAGAGGGCAGAAGCUGCCCUGUUUGCUUGGAGGAGAUGGGAAGGGAAGAGAGAGUGGUGGCUUGCGGGACAUGCAGAAACCCAAUUCAUGAGGAGUGUUUGAUGAAGUGGAAGAGGAGCAGCGGGAGGAGGUCGGCUUAUUGUGUGAUUUGUAGGGCAAGGUGGAGGGAUAUCAAUAGGACGAUGGAACAAGACAAGUACUUGAAUUUAGCUGCUUAUGCUACAAGUCAUGAUCAAAAAGAUGAUUCUGAUGAGGGUCUCUGUGGUGGUGGUGGGUAAAUCCCAUGUUUAUAAUGUAAAUAAUUAUCAGCAGGACAGGUUAAAAAGGAUUAAACAUAAUUGUAAGUUGAUAUAGAAAUUGUAAAUUUGGAAAGGAAAUGACAAAAGUGCUUUUAUUA
Molecule: messenger RNA, 1331 nt
Organism: Prunus avium (sweet cherry)
Lineage: Eukaryota; Viridiplantae; Streptophyta; Magnoliopsida; Rosales; Rosaceae
Product: SWIM zinc finger family protein / mitogen-activated protein kinase kinase kinase (MAPKKK)-like protein
Molecular function (GO): ubiquitin protein ligase activity; zinc ion binding
Source: RefSeq, a predicted model, not a curated record